Nymphalis io (European peacock) is the source of this 1739-nucleotide messenger RNA. RefSeq lists its product as uncharacterized. Gene Ontology annotation, molecular function: peptidase inhibitor activity. The record is from RefSeq and is a predicted model, not a curated record. NCBI's taxonomy places the organism in Eukaryota, Metazoa, Arthropoda, Insecta, Lepidoptera, Nymphalidae. The coding region runs from base 184 to 1719 and encodes 511 amino acids. The transcript is spliced from 3 exons.
AGUUUUAAUUAAUUAAUAGUACCGAGGAUAUUUUUUAAAAAGUAAUUUCAAGCUUUAUUAUAAAAAAAUAAAAAUGAUAAGAGUUUGGCUAGUGACAAAAGCUCGAAGCAUUAGACUCUGAUUAUGAUAUUAUUUAUAUAAAAACCUUUUUUGUAGUAAUCGUAAAUUGUAAUUAAUUUUGCGAUGUAUUUCUUAUUAGUUUUUCUACUGUUCCGCUUAAUUGGAGUUUUAUCAUACUCACAUCAAAGACCGCUUGAAGAUAAACUAUGGAGUGAACGAUGUAAGAAACGUUCCGUCGUUUUGAAUGAUUGCAAUUGGUGUUGGUGUGACGUCAGACAGAGGUAUCAAUGUAAAGCACGCGUGUGCGAGGAAAUCGAUAUGUUUGGGCACUUUAAAGAUGCCAUUCGAGAUAUAGACGUGGGAAUGGAAGGACGAGGUUCGUGGCGUUCUAAAGCAACACCCUGCUCACCAGGAGUACAUUAUCAACGUGGGACCAUUUUGUGUGUUUGCGAUCAAGAUGGCAACUGGCCUAAUCCAGUUUGUAGGGAUAUCUUCAGAGUUCUUCACUCAGUUGAACUUACAGGAAAAACAACAAUAUCCAGUAACGAAUCGUGUACUCCAACCAAGCUUUACCUCAUUGGUUGCAACGUCUGUUUUUGUCCAUCUACAGGCUCGUUAGAUCCGGCGCUAUGUACAAAGAAAGAAUGUGAUGAGGGUGAUCCAGCUUUAGAAGUAAAUGAUGGGCCAGCGCUGAUAGCAGAUUCCCAAAAGAAUAAUAAAGAUAUUAAAAAUAUAGAAGUAUAUGCAACGUGCAAUAUUAAAAUCAAAUAUCAACUCGGCUGUAUGAAGUGCGAUUGUAUUGGAAAUAAUAGACUCAUUUGUGAAAAAUGUAAGUCCGAAAAUGAAAAUAAUAUGACAAUUAUAAAUCAGCAACCAAUAGCUAGAAAGAACUAUAAAAGUUACUGCAACGGAAAGAAAAUCGGCGAAAUAUUCAAGAUAGUCUGUAAUUAUUGCCAUUGUGAUAGAAAACUCAAUCUGUAUUGCACCGCAAAGAAAUGCAUCCAACCGCGAAACGUGAAAUUAAAAUCACAAUUCAAAUUAAGUAAGACUAUUAAAUUGAGGAAUGCAAAACCGCCACCUGAUGAGCAAAGCUGUUUAUCCGGUACGCAGUACAAAAUAGAUUGCAACACGUGCAAAUGUGUUAAACUAAGAAGUGGCAUCAAAGUUGUCGACUGUACACUUAAAAAUUGCAGCAACCAAAGUCCAAUUGAAAGCCAGAAACAUGAUUGCGUUGAAGGGUUAUAUUAUGAACUGGAUUGUAAGCUGUGUUAUUGUUAUAUAGAGGAUAAAAUAAAGCAUCAAGUCUGUCAAAUACAUGACAAUUGCGUUCAGAAUCUUGUAAUAAAGGAAAGGAUGAAACCAACAAAAUUAAAAUCAGUCGAAUCACAAAAUGGUUACUGCGAACCGUUGCACGAAUACCAAAAUAAUUGUAAUGUAUGUCGCUGUUUAUCAGAUGGUAAAACUUAUAUGUGCACAUCCAGGGUCUGUAUCAAGCGUUCCACAGAUACUCUCUCGGUAAAUAUAGUCCCGGUACAUAUGGAAAAUGAGGAAGCUUGCCCGGUAGGCCAUUCCUAUAAAUUAGAUUGUAACUUGUGUUUCUGUUUGUCAAAUGGCAAUGCUAUAUGUACAACUAAUAACUGUGUUAAGGAAUAUGUUUAGGAAUAUACAACGUGAUGAUA